Molecule: messenger RNA, 2217 nt
Organism: Lotus japonicus
Lineage: Eukaryota; Viridiplantae; Streptophyta; Magnoliopsida; Fabales; Fabaceae
Product: nuclear poly(A) polymerase 3
Exons: 10
Coding region: 302-1945 (547 amino acids)
Cellular component (GO): nucleus
Molecular function (GO): poly(A) RNA polymerase activity; RNA binding
Source: RefSeq, a predicted model, not a curated record
UCUUAUAUUGCCACAUGGUAACAUCUACUUGCUUGUCCCCUGUUACAAGGCAAGCUAUGAAGUUGAAAGACAAGAGAUAGAGCAGUGAAAGAAAAGAUGAAGAUUGCAAAGAGAGGGUGUUGUGUUGUGAUUACUAAGUAUAGGCUUAGGAGAUUUUCUUAUUAAGAUUAUGGUCUCAAACAGAAAAUCGAUGUUUUUAGAAAUUAUUAACGCAUGAAUCGUUGUCAUUACUUGUUGUCUUUACCUUGAAAAUCAUUAUUUUUGGGUUUAGCAUUUUUGGAGAGGGGUUUUGCCAACUUGUAUGGAAUUGGAACCUCCAACCUCUCCCCCAAUUCAAACUGGCAUCGUUUUGGAUCAUCCUCCACCACCACCACCACCGUUUUCUGUAUUUCACCACCGUUUUCUACCACCACCGUCCCGGGCAUUUCUUCCAUUUCCUCUGAACCCAUCAUUUUUCUUUGCAAUGGAUAGCCAGAGGUCUAUAUCUCUCCUUCAGUUCAUGGCUGAUGAAGGGCUUGUUCCAUCACCAGAAGAGGAAGAGAAAAGGAAAAACGCUAUUCAAAAGCUCAAACAGAUAGUCUCAUCAUGGAUCAAGAAGGUUGCAUGGCAGCAUCGACUACCGAAGCACCAGAUUGCUGUUACAUCUGCUACCAUAUUGACAUAUGGAUCUUAUGGCCUUGGAGUUCACAGCUCAGAGUCUGAUAUUGAUGCUUUAUGUGUUGCUCCUUUCUAUGCAUCCAUUGCAGAAGACUUUUUUGUUGUGUUGCAUCACAUGCUUAAGAGGAGACCUGAAGUAUCAGAGAUCCUUUGUGUCAAGAGCGCAAAAGUCCCUCUUAUCCGAUUUAAAUUUGAUGGGAUUUCCAUUGAUCUUCCAUACGCUCGGCUUAAAGUACUAUAUGUUCCUGAGAAUGUUGACAUACUAAAUCCAUUCUUCAUGAGGAAUAUUGACGACACUAGCUGGAAAAGCUUGUCUGGUGUACGAGCAAAUAAACGCAUUCUGCAACUAGUUCCAAAUGUUGAGAAUUUUCAAUCUGUGCUACGGUGUCUUAAAUUAUGGGCAAAAAGACGAGGAGUGUAUGGAACUUUACUUGGUUAUUUGGGAGGAGUUCAUUUGGCAGUUCUUGUAGCUUAUGUUUGUCAAAGACACCCUGAUGCCACCUUAAAUGGUCUAAUUGCGAACUUUUUUCGAACAUUUGCAUUUUGGCCUUGGCCUACACCAGUGAUGCUGCAGGAAGGAAUGUUACCAACAGUUGUAGAUGCUAUAGAAACACGAUCCUUCAUGCCUAUUCUGUUGCCAUCUAGCCCUUACGAGUAUUGUCAUUCAAAUAUAACUAAAAGCACAUUCUACAGGAUCAGAGCUGAGUUUCUACGGGGACAUAAUAUAACAAGGGAUCUUUCAAAACCAGAUUUCAUUUGGGAUAUUGUAUUCGAGCUUUUUCCAUACUCAAAAAGAUAUACACAAUUUGUCAAGAUUUACCUCUCUACUCCCGAUCAACGUGCGCUUGGAGACUGGGUUGGAUGGGUGAAGUCACGCUUCCGCGGUCUUCUUGGCAUUUUGGAGGGGGUUCAAGGUUUUUGUGACCCUAACCCUACAGAAUAUGUUGACACUAAUAAAACGGAGCCAAAUGUGGUUUUCUAUUGGGGCUUGCAACAUGACAAGUAUAACUUAGUGGACAUAGAUUUGGUUGAGGGAGAGUUCAUGAAGAUUAUCAACAAUGGCUAUGAAGGUUCUCUUGGAAAAAUGGAGUUGUCCAUCCUGUUAGCUUCUCAACUGCCUAAGAAUUCUCAAUUUGAUGAAAGGUCUGUUAAGGGUAGAAAAACAUGUUGGAGGAUAAUUGAUUAUGAUAAGAAAAGGAGCCAUGUCUACUCUAACCAUCUUCCACAUUGCCUUAUUGGCCAUGUGACACCUAGUAGCGAGGCUGAAUGCCUGAGUUCUGGUAGCUAGAUUGGGUUUUUAUUUAUCUUGAGCUUGAUGUAUGUAAUGUAGCCAUGUAUAAUCUUUUAUUUUUCCUUCUUUCUUGUAUUCUGGCUUCUUGGCUUAGUAGGAGCAUAGGUUACAUGACAUCUGUUGAAUGAGUAGUCUUUAGUCAUACAUAGCUAGAGGGGUCUAGGAAAUGUAAAGUGAAGUGAGAUAUUUUGCCAUUCAAGCUUUAGUGUUUGAUGAAUAAUGAUUCAUUCACACUUUCCUAUUCGUGUUUGAUAGAGGUUUUUCUUUCU